CUCGAAAAUAGAGACCGCUUUCACACCCCGAAGCUGACUCUGCAGGACCUAAAACGCUAGGCUCACGCUAAUAUCGGCCCGCUAGCCGUGGGCCGCUGAUAGGGAAGGGUAAUAUAGUAAGCUCGCAAUAAACGGCGGCAUGUGUUCUUGCAGCUAGACUUCCAAUCACCAAGCACGAAUUGCAAUCUUCUGGACGAGAAUGCAGCUCGCCCGCCAGAAGCUGGCCAGUUAUCUUGUUCACCGCAUGUCAGUCCAGGACGACGUAGGAUUGCUUACUCAUACGCUAAGUCAGUGUUGGGAUCGCGAUGAUUCAGAUGAUGCUGAAUACAUAAAAGGUACCUCAACACGUGCAACACCUACAACACCUGCAACACCUACGACACCUGUAACACCUACAACACCGUCGACACCUCCUCCCUGGUGCUCUUCUUCUCCAGACUCUCAACACACGAAGUACACACCAUCAACUUUACUCACAUUCCUCCAUACCAUGAUCUCAUCACUACUCAAGGAGGGCGAGGCCAGAGUCAAGAAUACCUUGCACAAGGGCUAUGCGCCAACCUCCUUCUCACACAACUUGGAGCUCAUAUUCGUCCAGGACAACAGGAGCCCGGCUUCGCUUUCGAUGAAGACCAAGAUCGUCAGCACGAGCGAUAGAGCUGCACGUCUGCGCGCAUUGGAGCCGCCAACGCUACUCUGGUGGGCUACGGCCUUUCCCAUGAGGCACUGGUCCGGAGGGAGGAAGAUCAGCAGCAACACCUUCGAUUCUCUGCUCAGGCACGCGCCUCGACAGACAGCUCAGUCACCGUCACUGCGGGCAGUGCUAUGGGAUGACAUGGAACAUUUGAGGCAAAAGCAUCCAUCUUGUGAGAUGCUGCAAGAUUUCUUGAGUGCUAUUUUGCAGCAGGACCUUGUAACUGACGGCAAAGGAAUUCCAACUGCCAUUGGAGCAUUAUCACAACAAGGUCGAUACAUCAGUUUCACCGGGGCUCGAUAUGAUUGUCUACCCAAGCUUCCCGACCUGCUCCGCUACGGCAUAGAAUGUUCACGAAAAUACCAGGAAGAGACAAACAAUUCUACCCUGAUUUCAACGGCACUUGAGAUAUUCCUGCCCCUAGAUCCGAAUGAGGAUGAGGCAUACGCAGUAGUGCGUAUUGGUACAAGGGAAGCUUGGCACAUUAUGCAGGAGCUCAAGAUCGUCGACGAAGAACCGUGUUACUAGAACGGGGUUAUACGCGGAUUUUUCCUUGUUAGAUUUCUUGUCUGUUCGAUCUUCGUUAGAUUUUUUUUUAGAGAAGAAAGGCGAGCAUAUAUAUAGCUUAGCAUAUAUAUAGCUUAGCAUAUAUAUAGCUUA
Molecule: messenger RNA, 1354 nt
Organism: Pseudogymnoascus destructans
Lineage: Eukaryota; Fungi; Ascomycota; Leotiomycetes; Thelebolales; Thelebolaceae
Exons: 4
Coding region: 200-1222 (340 amino acids)
Source: RefSeq, a predicted model, not a curated record